AAAGGCAGUAACCGGAAAUUACCUAUGAACUUCAUCGCUUCGGUGGAUUUUGACAUCCAAGACGUGUCUCCUGCAAAUGCGACGAGAUGAAAGCUACCGUUGGCUACCUUUUUUAAAAACUCCAAUACUCGCAACCUUUCCGCUUCCUUAGUUAUCUUUUAGGUUGUUACCAUUUAGGGAAUUUGUACGGCAGUCCUGUAGAAAAACCUUGAAUUGUGACAGCGACUUCAACCGCAGUGAAAAUGGAUUGAUCCAUGCUGCUGAAAAGCCAAGAAUGGAUUGAGGUGCGGAAGCUAGCGUUAGCCUGCUAGCCAUGGAAGGGGAGCUAGAGGAGCUUGUGACUCUGUAUUGUUGUUAGCCUCUAUUCCGUAAAAUGAGAUGAUAUUAGCUAUUCACCGUCCAAAAACGUUUCAGCCCACGCAUGUUAUUCUUAUUAAAAUGCAUCAGUGCUAUGCUGCGCACACGCCCUGAAAUGUCAGCUGCCCUGCACAUACUGCAGACACCCAGUUGGCUGUCAUGACAUAGAUCCCAUUCUACUCUGAAGCAGGAUUUUUCACUUUGCAGCCAAGCACUAAUAUACUAAACUAACAUUUUAAAGAUUUACACGUUUGAUCUGAAACCAGAGUCAGACGGAUCUAGUUUCAGAUUUACUGUGGUGAUAACGUUACAUGUAUUAACUGCCACUUAGGAGAUUUAGAUUCAACUUUAAGUAAGUUGCAGACGCCCGGCGGCCCAGUGUUUGUUAGUUAGACUAGUGGGGUGAUCCUUCCUGAGUUGUAUGGGAACCGGUGCUGGCUGUAGCAGGACUGUUGUAGGUCAACAAUGGGAGGUUCGGUGUCUUGCUGCAUCUCUCCUGGAGAGAGUCCCAAGAUCCACAGGAGAGAGGUGGAGCUGGAGGAGUGUCCCAUCACCACCACUGAGGACGUGAGCGAGGACACUGGGACCUACCUGCAGCACAUCAGCGACAGGGAGCUCCCCGACGAGCUGGCCCAAGAGGCCAACCCAUCAGACCACCCCAGAGCCAGCACCCUCUUCCUCAACAAGUCGCAGACAGACGUGCGCGAGAAAAGAAAAAGCAACUACUUGAAUCACCAGAUGUCCCCAGGGCUGCUGACAAAAAAGUACAGUUCCUGCUCAACAAUAUUCAUCGAUGAUAGCACCGUCAGCCAGCCCAACCUCAAGAGCACGAUCAAAUGCGUCGCAUUGGCCAUAUACUAUCACAUAAAGAACAGAGAUUCCAACCGCUCGCUGGAUAUAUUCGAUGAGAAGAAGCACCCUCUGACGCGAGAAAAGGUUCCAGAGGACUACUCUGUGGUCGACCCAGAACACAAACUCAUCUACCGUUUCAUACGGACGCUCUUCAGCUCUGCACAGCUCACUGCAGAGUGCGCCAUCGUCACUCUGGUAUAUCUGGAAAGGCUGUUGACGUAUGCUGAGAUGGACAUCUGUCCAUGUAACUGGAAGCGGAUUGUUCUCGGGGCCAUCCUGCUGGCCUCCAAGGUCUGGGACGACCAGGCUGUGUGGAACGUCGACUACUGCCAGAUCCUCAAAGACAUCACAGUGGAGGACAUGAACGAGAUGGAGCGUCACUUCCUGGAGCUGCUCCAGUUCAACAUCAACGUCCCAGCCAGCGUCUACGCCAAGUAUUACUUUGACCUGCGCUCACUGGCCGACGAAAACAACCUCAGCUUCCCUCUGGAGCCGCUGAACAACAAGCGGGCUCAAAAACUGGAGGCCAUCUCCAGGCUGUGCGAGGAUAAGUACAAGGACCUGUGUAAAUCGGCUAUGAGGAGGUCUGUCAGUGUAGACAACCUGGUUGGCAUCAAGAACACCCAUGCUGUGCUGUCCUAAGUCUGCGACGGGGGUGGAGCAACGGACUUAGAGUUAAGCUACAGGAUGUGAUGCCACAUUCAAGAAGUCAAGACAGUAUUCGCCAAGAGACAUUUCCAAAGUAGAUUAACGAUAUCCGUAACAGAAAAGUUCCAUUACAAAUAGUUAAAUGUCGACUUUUGGGGAGGAACAAAAGAGCAGAAGUUUACCAUACAAUAUCUCUAAUAAUCUCAAUAUGAAUCCAGUCUCUCUAUGUGUUCAUCACAAAGAACUUCAGCUAUCUGCCUUUAAAGCAUGAUCAUUUGGUGAAAUAUUUUGCACAUUUAUUUUCAAAUGGAUGUGUAACUUUGGAAGGAAUCCGCAUGAAAAUGCCUCCUGAAGUCACACACACACUGAGGACCUCAUCUUCUAUUUUUCACAUCAGCUGGUCUUCUGAGGAGUCUAUGGCUUUGGCCCUCUUCUCUCCACCAGCCGUAUCCCCUCACCUUCAUUCACAUGAUGACAGACUGUCUCGAACUACCCUGUGGUGUAGUUCUGCACACGGACAAAGAGUAGACUUUGUUUUGCUUACUAUGUAGGCCCCUAUAGCUGUGAAAUGUACGAGACUUUAUUUAAUUCAAAUAAAUUUCAGUCGCUGUUUAAAGUUGAGGCUGCUCUCAUGGGA
This is a messenger RNA of Sander lucioperca (pikeperch), 2494 nucleotides long. Its product is annotated as cyclin-Y-like protein 1. The transcript is spliced from 10 exons. Gene Ontology annotation, biological process: regulation of cyclin-dependent protein serine/threonine kinase activity; regulation of canonical Wnt signaling pathway. Lineage: Eukaryota; Metazoa; Chordata; Actinopteri; Perciformes; Percidae. Gene Ontology annotation, cellular component: plasma membrane. The record is from RefSeq and is a predicted model, not a curated record. Bases 823 to 1851 code for a protein of 342 amino acids. Gene Ontology annotation, molecular function: cyclin-dependent protein serine/threonine kinase activator activity; protein kinase binding.